Schistocerca gregaria is the source of this 7740-nucleotide messenger RNA. RefSeq lists its product as uncharacterized. The record is from RefSeq and is a predicted model, not a curated record. The transcript is spliced from 6 exons. Lineage: Eukaryota; Metazoa; Arthropoda; Insecta; Orthoptera; Acrididae. The coding region runs from base 6496 to 7557 and encodes 353 amino acids.
AUAUAGCAGUCAUCAAUGUGGACAAUUGCCUGAAGGAGGAUCACCUUGAAGAAGCGCUUAAUUGGAUUUUAGACACAGAUGAGCUGGAGAUGAAGAUUGCGUAUGCUCGUGUCAUGGUCGCUCUACAAGAUUUUACGGGCGCGAGAGAAGCAUUGGCGGUUUUGAAGCAACACCCGGAUUACGAUUCGAGCGUGCAUUUACCUAUUAUUGCCGAGAUAGAAGUGAAGAUGUUGAUUGAUACCAAAUGCUUUGAGCUUGCUCAGCACAUAUGUGAAGCGUUUGGGAAUAGGAAAAUGUGCAUCUAUGCGAAUAGCAAAGACGAGUUGGUAUCAUUCAUUGAAUAUUUCAGAGAUAGCAAGAAAGCUUACAGGCAUUGGAUUAUGAAAAAGAUGCCUUAUUUUAGGCUUGAUUAUAUCAAGGGAUGUUUUAUGAGUGUGCCCUAUUUUCAACUGUACAGAUGUUUCGAGCGAUUUCGGGUGCAGAUGCUAGCUACGUAUGAAGAGAUAUCGAUAUCUUGGAGGUUUCGAGGCUCGCUGUGGGUGAAGGAUUAUUUGAGUCGUCACGAUGCGGCGGAGAGGGAGAAAGCUCGUCACGCAGAGUUAGUAGAAAGGUACUGGAGAGAGCAAGUGCCGGACAAGGUGUCAUCGGGUGAUGGUUUUUGCUUGAUUAAGGAUUUACCGACUGAAAUUCUGGACAGAGUGACGAGCAGUCUUCCGGAGAACUUCGAUCCGCAAUACAAAAAAUUCAAGUUGCAUUUCGUUUCGCUUGGAGCGACUUGCAAACAAAUGAGGUUUAAAGUGUUGGAGAGCGUAAAUUUUUGGAGAGAGAGGUGCAAACAAGUAUGGAGGACAAAUGCUUGUCCCUACUUAGAGUCUUUCCCGAUGGAAUGGAGGCGCAUUUAUAUGUUCAACAUGUCUAUGUUAAUGCGUUUGAAGUCUAUAGAUUAUUCGAGUCAGAGGCCCCCAAGGGAGAUGUCGAAGUACAUAGAAUGGUUGUCGAACAUGGUUACGAUGAAUGAGAGUUUACCGUCGUUGGAGAGGUUGCUAGGAUACAACAAGGUGGGGGAGAUAGUUUUGAAAGCGAUGCGUAGAUGGAGGCUGACGUGCGGGGAAGAGUUGGCUUAUUUGCUAUUGGUGUUGGUUUUAGGAGAUGAAGGAUAUAGGCGUCGUUUGAGGCUGCAGCCGCUCAUUUACAUGUUGAGGAGCGUGGUGCAACAGGCGGAGAAUGUUUGUCCGAACGCGAUGGGUCUUAUAGCGUUACUGACACUAUUGAGGGAGAGGAAGUUUGAGUUGAACGAGGGGGAACAGAUGAGCCGUCUGAGUGGCCCCGUGGAGGAUUGGGUUGGAUGGAUCGUUCAUGACAAUAUAACAUGUAGGGGUGAGGUAGAUAGAAUAUGGGUGAAGAUGAAUUGGGGGAAGAGGAUAGAUGAAGAGCCGAUAGAAAUUUCCGCCCAGAUUUCAACUUUGGGCGAGGUACAGUGUUACAACGUGGAUUUUGUGAGUUGGGAGUUGCUUGGAUUUACGAUGGGGAUGAGAGAGAGACGUUGGUCUGAGUCAGAGGUCGAGAUGAGGGUGAGCUUGCGUUGGCUGCCUUGGGGAUAUGCGGGUACAUUACAUGGCACAGAAUCUAUUAUUCGAGGGGGAGUGCUUCUUUUUCCUCCGAAUGAGAGGUUGUCAUUUGGUCCUUUUUUUCCGUCGGUUCCCACGAACCGAACGAGGAUGCCUCACGAAUUAGAAUGGAGAACGCGGUUAGACAGAAGUGUGUACUGCAUCGAGAAGAUCUGGAAUAUUGAUGAGACGCAGAUGACGAUUGAAAACCUCAUUUUAGUGGAGGAGUUGGCCCGUUUGAGAGACGGCAAUAACGAGGUGGCGGUUUCGGAGGAGCAAAUAGACUCACUGACAAAGGACAUGCCUACAAAUGAUAGAGAGGAUCCUAAGGUGCUCAGAGCCAGAAAAGAGGCAUAUACCAAGGUUUAUACAUUUAAUGUGGUGGGGACAAGGCAGAAUAUCUUGAAGCAGCAAGAGGAGUCGUUUAUUGAGGACAUGAAAAAGAUAUUAAGUAAAAGAGGUCAGCAAGACCUGGAGGCGGCAAGCUUAGUUUGUAAGUGGUCUAGCACGUUAUACAUUGUCGAUCCGCAUUCUCCUUAUGCGGAUGAGGUUGAUAAAUUGUUGGUGUAUUUUAGGCAGUUGUCGUCUCAGACAAUUGCCGGACUUUGAGCGAAUAUUUUGUAAUCGCAGUAAGGGCAUCGACCCCAGAGGACGUUGUUGGUGGUUCUAUGAGAAUGGAGGCUACUGAGCCAAUUGAAUAGGCAGCUGGAAUGAUAUGGUCUUGAACAGAGCGGAUUAUCGCAGACGCGGUCUGGAAUAUGGCCGUCCAACUUGAAUGCGUAACACAUGGCACAUGCGGCUUGAAGAUCUUCUUUUUCUGUACCCUGAAAUUUCGGAAAUUGAAUUUCCAGUAGGUUUUGUAGAUUUUCGCGGACAGACUUUUUGUAAUCCCAUUCUUGAAUUUUUGCGUCGAGUUUAUUUUGUAGUGGCCGUAUAGAAGCGUCCGCACCCAUAAAUGUGCAUAUGGGAACGCUAGUGGGAUUAAUCGUGUUUAGCUCUAUACGAAUAGAGACGUAUUUUUCUAUUAUGAUUCGUCUAAAUAUGUCCGCUCUGGUUGGUCGUUCAGGUUCGAUGACACAAGUGUUUGAGUCCAAAUCGUCUAGAAUAUCCCACAAUUGUUGGAAGUGGGUUAGAUGUCGUCUGAACUCAUCCACCAAGUCUCCCAGAGUUGAUUGAUUGGGUAUCCAUUUGGGCACUAUGCUGUCGGGCACGGCGAUGCUGCAACAUGGGGCAGUGUAUGGAUAAUUGUCGUCGAGGUUGAUGUCGAGCAAGUGUUGCCUCUGUUUGGAAUCGAUCAGGCAGAUUUGCACUGCGCUCAGGUCGCUAUUGAUAGAAGUUACGGAUUUCCAUCCGAUUUGGCUGCCCCCUAAUUCGCCCAACAGUCUUGAGUAAUAGUUUGCUGAGGGCACUUGAGAAGACACAAAGUCUGGCUGGAGUUUGGACCGAGGCAGAAUUUGCUCGAUUAUGUGUCGGAGUUCGACUAAAAACUGACACAACGUUUCGGAUUGAAGUAAUCUCUCAUGAAUAACGUCUUCCGAUCCCGCUAGAAGCGAGGAGAGAGCGCGACAACAGAACAUUUCAGCUUGGUGAAGGCACUUCGUGGGAUCCCCAUCAUCUUCUGGCGCGGGCGGUAGCCUGAUCCUCAGUUGGAAACACUCGCCCUGGUGACAUGGACAAAACGUGGGUAAGAAUGUUGCGGAAAGAUAUCGGCUACCGAACUUGUUGGCGGCGGUUUUGGCAUUUGUGUGUAUCAAGAGGUAAAAGAAUUUAAAAAAAAAAUAUUUGCGCCUCUUUCUAUCUUAAAGAGGCACUUCUUUGACUUUAUGGCAAAUCUGAGCAGUCAAUCCGUGUUUCGCUUGUUCAGAGUGAUAGGAUUGUUUUGCGACGAUGUGCCAUUUGAUCUUCAGAAUCGAGGGAACAAAUAUUAUUUGGCAUCUGCAUUACAUGAUACUUUCCAGGUUUAUGAUUGUGACAAGCUGAACGUUGUUCAAGUUGGCGGCAAGCACGAGUCGGACAUUUGCGCGAUUCUCGCAUACAAGAGUCUAGUUUAUACGGCAGCUGGUUGUGAGAUAUACAAAUGGAAGAGGGCUAAACUUGUGUGUAAGCUACCUACGCAUCACCACACGCCUGUUUCUAGCUUACUGCUUUUCGGGGAUCAUUUGGUGUCUGCGUCUAGCCAGGAUAAUUUGGUGAAUAUAUGGUCUCUUCGAUCAGAUGAGCUGUUCGAUUCUUUUCGACUGGAAAGUUGUUCUGGCAUUACGACGGUGAUGCAUCCGUCGGCUUAUUUGAACAAGGUUUUAUUUGGGACUCGAGCUGGUUCUCUCCAACUUUGGAACGUGAAAAAUAAAAAAUGCGUACACGUUUUUCAAGGGUGGGGCAGCGAAAUUAGGUGUGUAUGCCAAUCUCCCGUGGUUGAUGUCGUAGCUAUUGGUCUGCAAGAUGGGCGCAUCAUACUGCACAAUUUGUUGCUUGACAAGACCCUGUUUAGCUUCAAGCAAGUGCCGGGGCCAGCAUCGACGCUGACCUUUCGCACAGAUGGAAAAUUCAAUUGUCUCGUGAGCGGCGGCGGAGAUGGUUCUUUGGCCGUUUGGGACUUGGAUAGGCGAUCUCUGUCUACGCAAAUGCAUCGCGCACACGAGGGAGUGGUCGUGAGAGCUCAGUUUUUCAAAAAGGAGCCGAUCAUGGUGACGUCCGGGACAGACAACACAAUAAAAGUUUGGAUUUUCGAUCAAGUCGGAGACACGGCGCGAGUCUUGAGGCAUCGGUCUGGUCACAGCUUACCGCCUACCCGGGUUGAUUUUUUCAACUCUAGCACCUCGUUGUUGUCCGGAUCGAUGGACAAGAGUUUCCGGUACUUUUCCACUGUCAGAGAUCAGCGUUCGAGGGAAUUCAGUCAGGGUCAUUUGGAGGCAACGGUCAACAAGAAAAAAGACAUUCGGUCGGUUUCAAGUUUGAAGUUUUCUCCAGUUACCAGCUUUUGCUUUUGCUUGUCUAAGAAGCGUCAGUGGGACAGUAUUGUGAGUUGUCACAGAGGCCUGACUUACGCCGUGACUUGGAACCGAGAAAAUUACGCCGUUGGAAAGCAUUUGCUCCGCAACACAGAGGAAAUUCCUAGAACCGUUACGGCCGUGUGUAUGUCCUCUUGUGGGAAUUAUGCCGUGAUUGGGUCUGAAUCUGGCUUUAUCGAAAAGUACAACAUUCAAUCUGGCAUUCACAGAGGAAGCUAUCCGCAGAGCGGCCAGUCAGAGGGGCGACACGCCAAGAUGAUUACGGGGUUGGUCGUCGAUAUUUUGAAUCAGCAUUUGGUCUCUUCGUCCGUGGACUGCGAGCUGAAAUUUUGGGAUUUCGAAAAUUAUUCUCUAGUGUUUUCUGUCAAAUUUGACUGUCCUGUGACAGGUCUUCGGCUCUGCGCGGAGUCUUUCCUUUUGGCCGUCGGUUGCGACGACUUCUCGAUUCUGAUAUAUGACAUAGACACGAAGGCUUGCGUUCGUCGAUUUGACGGCCACUCAGCGCCUAUUACUGACUUGGCGUUUUCCAGAGAUGCCAGGUGGUUGGUGAGUUCUUCGUCGGAUUCGACGAUUAGAGUUUGGGACCUCCCGACCGGACAGUGCGUCAACUGGCUCAGAACCAAGUCUCCCGUCUCGUCCCUCUCUCUCUCUCCGAGAGGAGAUUUCUUGGCCACCUCACACUCUGACUCUCGCGGCAUUUGGCUGUGGGCCAACAAAAAUUACUUUUCAGAAAUGUUUCUGCAGCCGGUGACCGGCUCUAGACCGAUCCGCAUAGAAGUCCCUCGAGCCGAGGUCUCCAUGGCGGAGGUGCUUGAUGACGCCCUCGACGUGGUGCUAGGCGAAGUGGGCGCCGAUUCGACGAACAUGCAAAUUGACGAAGACGAAUCAAAUGGCAAUCUCGACGAAAACGAAUCAAGUGAAAGUCUUUUUAAAGGACUCAUUCAGUAUUCGUCCCACAAAAGCAGCAAGUGGAAAACUCUUGUCAAUUUGGAUCUGAUAACCGAGAGAAACAAGCUCAAAACCGUUCCGGAGCCGCCAAAAUCUGCGCCAUUUUUGCUUCCGACUCUUCCUGGGCUAAAAGCAAAGUUCGUGGAAGAACCCUCUCAAGAACAACCAAAACCUUCUGACCAUCGCGGCGCCAAUUUUCAGUUCGAUAAAUUCAACUUCCAAAAUUUGUCAACUCCGUUUGUCUCCCUGCUCAAGAAAUGCCUUCUGCUGGAGCCUCGUUCCGGCACCUCCCCUUUCCUCGAUGCCACCGAAAUGAUCGCGUCUAUGACUCCAAGUGCUAUAGACUUUGAAAUCAGAUCUCUCCGUACAGACAACCAAUUCUCAGAUUUCAAGGCCGUGCUCGCGUUUAUUUUGGACCAGCUUGAAUGCGGAAAAAAUUACGAAAUCACUCAGUCUCUGCUCAACGUCUUUCUCAAGCACCACACGUCCACCUUGGCAGAAGCCACCCUGGUGGAUCCCAGCAUUGAAAAAGUCCUGUCCACAAUUCAAAUCACUCAUCGACGCGAAUGGGAUAAACUUCAGUCUCUGUUCCAUUCAAAUUUAUGUCUCAUCGCCCUUUUCUCUAAUAUACAGCUCUGAUGGAUUACAUGUUAUUCCGCGCCUCAACCUCCACCGCUCCCUUUUUUUAAUUUUUUAAACUCCUCGGGAGUCCUCCCCAGCCGACUCGGGACUUCAGACACCUUGCCAUCCGACGCGCGACCGGCUCUCUAUCCCGGAACGCGCCCUUUCGUCGACAAUGCGUCAAGUUGCAUCUCUCGAAUUCGUUUUUUUUAAAGUGUAGCUGUAAAAAAAAAAUUUCAGAACAAACUCCGGUUGAGUGAGAAGACCUUCAGGGCGUCCGCUUUUGCAUUCUCGCGGCCGGAGGACAUAGCAUGCGAUUUCUCUCUUCCGUGGUUGGCACCCGUUCACUGCAUUCCAACGCGCACCCGGCGCUUCUUCGCUCUCACAAACGCAACGAACGCAACGAACGCAACACUCUUGUUACGCAGAGGAGUUCUAGGGCUUCAUGUGGUGCUACCAGGCUUGUUCAGAUGUCCGAGGCUCCCGGUGACUAUAAGGCAGCCGGCUUGCUCUGCUACCUUCGUCGUCCCGCUGAAAAUUCAACUAGAAUUCAAUUACUUCUAGGCACAGAAAAAAAAAGAGGGUGGUGCAUAUUCGGUGGAAAGGCAGAGCCCUAUGACCGAAGCGCACGAGACACGGCGCUCAGAGAGUUCCUGGAAGAGACGGCCGGCGUGCUCCGGCCAGAACAUGUCAAAGACCUGAGAGCCAAAAUUUUUGACCCCGCGACGCGCGCGUUCUAUUUUCAAUCCGGCCGCUUCGUCGUCUUGAUUGUCGAACUGGACCCCUCUCUGUCGGCAUUGCCCGCUAUGUACAAGCGACAUCUGGACGAACUCUUCAACAAAUCCUGCUUCCAAGUAUCUAAAGAAACACAAAAAGCCAUCAACGAACACUUGGCGCGUAUCCCUCCUAUCCCUCCUACAACGCCUCAGGAGAGUGAUUCCGACGCGGACCUGGCCUCGGAGUUAAGUCUCCUUUCAGUCGACGUAGGGUCUCCUGAAUACCAAUAUUUCCAAUGGAGAAAGAAAAUUAGAACUGAAAAAGGAAAACAACAGUUGCUGAAAAACUACAUUUCCGACAUGAAGGCCGUCUAUUCUCAUUUUCCCCGACUUUUCGACGCGGAUUUCUUGCGAGGCCAAAUGGAGGCGGUUACGUUCAUCCUCAACGACAAAAUACCGGAAACUGCUUGUCCGGAGUCGGUCAAGCUCGAUCUAUUGUGGUUCGACUUAGAGGAUCUUGACACUCGAAACUCCAAAAAUUUGGUUGAACGUGGCAUCGAUCGGUUCUUGAUAGAGCUGCUAAAGGCUGGGCUCUACGACAAGCUCUGUCUCCUGGGUAACCGCGACGAAGCUCUUGGCCCCUCCUCCUUGCAAUAAAUUGACACCCAGCACCCGCUCCAAACUCCUCUUCGAAACCCGGCAAAAUCCUCUCCACCGCGAGCGACUGGCGCGUGCGGACGGUCCGAUCGGUCACAUGGCGCCCCUCGAGCGGGACUCCACUCGUGUGCUCAUCCGCGAGAAAAAAAGAGUCGCGUCAAGAGCGUGCGACUUCUGCGUUAC